This is a messenger RNA of Pelmatolapia mariae (spotted tilapia), 1041 nucleotides long. RefSeq names its product sentrin-specific protease-like. Gene Ontology annotation, biological process: protein desumoylation; proteolysis. The record is from RefSeq and is a predicted model, not a curated record. Gene Ontology annotation, molecular function: deSUMOylase activity. Lineage: Eukaryota; Metazoa; Chordata; Actinopteri; Cichliformes; Cichlidae. Bases 130 to 1014 code for a protein of 294 amino acids. The transcript has 9 exons. Gene Ontology annotation, cellular component: nucleus.
CUCAUAUUGGAUGUAAAGAAACAUGCAACAUGCACUGAGCUUGUGGAAGUCUGGAAAUGGAUCUGCCUGUCAGUAAUUUUCUCUUUUGCCCACCCGCUGUACCUUUCCUAUUUCUCUGCGUGAAAAUGCAUGUUUAUUGUGUUGACUUUUUUCCUGUUGUGGCCCGUUGGCCUUUACCCAGCUUAUCCACUAAAAAUCUCAUGCAUGCCUGAGCUAACUUAUCAUAUUUUUCUUUUAGUAAAGAGGCUAUGGCGUGCAAAGGAUACUGGGCGCUUGGAGUCAGUUGUUGGACCAUUCAAGUUAUAUGAUUCCUCUUUUCGAACACUGCAGGGGUCACGGUGGCUUUCUGAUGAGGUCAUUGAUGCAUACCUGCACCGUGUCAUUGAGAGACGAAAGAAUGCUGUACACCUGCUCUGUUCAGUUGUUGCAAGCUCGUUGUUUUCUGGGCAGUUCAGAUGCCUCACCAAGAUGAAGUUCCCAGUUGAAGACAUGUGGCUGUGCCCUGUGAACUUUGGUACACACUGGAUUCUUGUGAUUGUCAACAUUUCUGCACAGAAAAUACUGCUCAUAGACCCCAUGGGGAAUGAAGGUGUUUAUGACAGGAAAAUUCUGCGCAACUGGCGGAAUUUUCUGAGGAUGAGAGGGCAUGAAGACACCAUGGAGUGGCAGUUACAGACUAUGCUACACAACAAGCAACAGGAUUCCAGCAGUUGCGGAGUUUUGCUGUUAAAGUUUGCAGAACGCUACCUUGCUUUUGGAGAGGUCAGUGAAGUAUUAAUCACUACAGAAGCAGUUGUGCUGGAGCGAAUGCAGAUAGCUUGCACCCUACUUGAACAUCGAGGGAACGCUGAGGAUUACUGCAUUGUUUGCUCUAUGUUAGAUGCUGACGCUGACCGCAGCAUGAUUGAAAUGGUGCAGUGUGAAUCUUGCCAAAGAUGGGCACAUUUUGCAUGUGCAAAAUAUAAAGACAGCAACCAAGAAUAUAAAUGCAAAAAAUGUAAGGAAAACACAUAACAACUUCUAAUAAACACAGCUGUUUUU